Lachnellula hyalina is the source of this 2271-nucleotide messenger RNA. RefSeq names its product Heat shock protein (gene hsp88). Bases 1 to 2271 code for a protein of 756 amino acids. Lineage: Eukaryota; Fungi; Ascomycota; Leotiomycetes; Helotiales; Lachnaceae. The transcript has 5 exons. Gene Ontology annotation, biological process: protein folding. The record is from RefSeq and is a predicted model, not a curated record. Gene Ontology annotation, molecular function: ATP-dependent protein folding chaperone; ATP binding. Gene Ontology annotation, cellular component: cytosol; nucleus.
AUGUCUGUUGUCGGUGUUGAUUUUGGCACAGCCAACACAGUUAUUGCCGUUGCCCGGAAUCGCGGGGUCGAUGUUAUCACCAACGAAGUCUCUAAUCGAGCUACACCAUCUUUAGUUGGCUUUGGACCCAAAUCUCGAUACCUCGGCGAACCUGCGAAGACACAAGAGAUCUCCAAUCUCAAGAACACAGUCGGAUCUUUGAAGCGGUUAGCAGGGCGAAGCUUGUCUGAUCCAGAUGUCCAAAUCGAACAACAGUAUGUCUCUGCACCGCUCGUCGAUAUCAAUGGACAGGUCAGUGCGGAGGUCACAUAUAUGGGCCAGAAGGAGAAAUACACCGCCGUCCAGCUUGUCUCCAUGUUCUUGAGCAAGGUAAAGGCGACCGCUUCUGCAGAAUUAAAACUCCCAGUCUCGGAUCUAGUCAUGAGCGUUCCGGCUUGGUUCACCGAUAUCCAACGAAGAGCUCUUAUGGAUGCCGCCGAGAUCGCCGGACUCAAGCUUCUCCGCUUGAUGAACGACACAACCGCAGCUGCUUUAGGGUAUGGUAUCACAAAGACCGACCUGCCUGCAGCAGAGGAGAAGCCAAGGCGUGUGGCGUUUAUCGAUAUCGGGCACAGCAACUACUCCUGCUCGAUCGUGGAAUUCAAGAAAGGGGAACUGACUGUCAAGUCAACUACGUACGACCGUCACUUUGGUGGCCGCGACUUCGACAAGGCUCUAGUGGACCACUUUGCUGCGGAGUUCAAGGAGAAGUACAAGAUUGACAUCAAGACAAACCCUAAGGCCGUAGUCCGUGUUGCCGCAGCUGCCGAGAAGUUGAAGAAGAUCCUUUCCGCCAACCUGCAGGCGCCUAUCAACAUUGAAUCGUUGAUGAACGAUGUCGAUGUUUCCACCAUGAUGAAGCGCGAAGAACUCGAAGCCCUUGUUGAGCCUUUACUCAAGCGUGUACACGUACCUCUCGAGCAGGCUUUGCUUGAGGCCAAGUUGACCAAGGACGACAUCGAUAUCGUUGAGCUCGUCGGAGGUUGCACACGUGUACCAGCCCUCAAAGAACGUAUCCAAAAGUUCUUCGGCAAGACUCUGUCCUUCACACUCAACCAAGAUGAGGCUAUUGCGAGAGGUUGUGCUUUCAGCUGCGCCAUUCUCUCACCCGUCUUCCGUGUCCGUGACUUCGCCAUCCACGAUAUCGUCAACUACCCAAUCGAGUUUACAUGGGAGAAAUCUCCGGACAUUCCAGAUGAGGAUACCAGCCUCACAGUUUUCAACAGAGGAAACCAGAUGCCAUCGACCAAAAUUCUCACCUUCUACCGCAAGGAGGCAUUCAACCUCGAGGCAAAAUACGCACAGCCCGAGUUACUGCCAGGCAAGACCAACCCCUGGAUCGGUCGAUUUUCUGUCAAGAACGUCAAGGCGGACUCGAAAGACGAUUUCAUGGUUUGCAAGCUUAAAGCACGCCUGAACUUGCACGGAAUUCUGAAUGUAGAGUCUGGGUACUAUGUAGAAGAUAUGGAGGUUGAAGAGCCAAUCCCAGAAGAAAAAGAAAGUGAGAAGAAGGAAGGAGACAAGAAGGACCCAGAUGUACGUCGCGAUCCAGUGGUACCGUCUCAACCUUCCAGCGAAGAUGAGCAUGCUACGAAACGUCCUCGCCUGAACGAAAACUUGCUAACAACCAAGAAGGCUAUGGAAACCGACGACAAGCCAAAGACUCGCAAGGUCAAGAAGCAAGUCCGAAAAGGCGACCUCCCCAUCAUCUCGGGCACUGCUUCCCUUGAGGAAACCGCAAAGGCGGCCGCUGCCGAAAAAGAACUGGCUAUGAUUAUGGAAGACAAGCUCGUUGCUGACACAGAAGAGAAGAAGAACGAACUCGAGACCUACAUCUACGAGAUGCGAAACAAGAUUGACGACACAUACGCCGAUUUCGCUAGCGAUGAAGAGAAGACGAAGCUGAAGGCCAAGCUUGAGGCUAGCGAGGACUGGCUCUACGACGAAGGCGAGGACGCUACAAAGGCUGUUUACAUUGCCAAGAUGGAUGAGAUCCGUGCCGUUGCAGGACCCAUCGUCCAACGUUACUGGGACAAAGUCGAGGCUGAGCGUGCUGCACAAAAGGCUGCCGAGGACGCCGAGGCUCAAAGAAAGCGAGAGAUGGCCGAAGCCGCCAAGAAAGCCGCCAUGGCACAAGAGGCUGCUGCGAACGGUACCAAGGACGAGGAGAUGACCGAUGCGGAGCCGACUACGAAGCCCGAUGAGAUUGUCGAGCCUGAGGAGUCGAAGUGA